Molecule: messenger RNA, 964 nt
Organism: Cornus florida
Lineage: Eukaryota; Viridiplantae; Streptophyta; Magnoliopsida; Cornales; Cornaceae
Product: ubiquitin-conjugating enzyme E2 27
Exons: 5
Coding region: 123-707 (194 amino acids)
Biological process (GO): proteasome-mediated ubiquitin-dependent protein catabolic process; protein polyubiquitination
Cellular component (GO): nucleus
Molecular function (GO): ubiquitin conjugating enzyme activity; protein binding
Source: RefSeq, a predicted model, not a curated record
UCUCUCUGUGCAAAGGGAAGGUAAAGAGAGGCCUUAUGCUCUGAAUAUUUAUUUUCUGUCGCCAAUUAGGGCUUUUCUUUCUCUCUCCUCCCUCUCACUCUCUCUCUAAAAUCGAAUUGGAGAUGGUGGACUUCUCUCGCGUACAGAAGGAGCUUCAAGAAUGUAACAGAGACCUUGAUGUGUCUGGCAUAAAUAUCAGUCUCAAAGGCGACAAUCUCACGCGUUUGAUCGGGAUAAUUCCUGGCCCUAUUGGUACUCCCUACGAAGGCGGCACUUUCAGCAUCGAUAUUGUUUUGCCUGAUGGGUACCCUUUCGAGCCUCCAAAAAUGCAAUUUGCCACAAAAGUUUGGCACCCUAAUAUUAGUAGUCAAAGUGGAGCAAUAUGCCUGGACAUUCUGAAGGACCAGUGGAGCCCAGCUCUCACUCUUAAAACGGCACUGCUUUCUAUUCAAGCAUUGCUCUCCACCCCUGAACCUGAUGAUCCUCAAGAUGCUGUAGUAGCACAACAGUAUCUUCGAGACUAUCAAACCUUUGUGGGCACAGCUCGUUACUGGACAGAAACGUUUGCUAAGUCAUCGACUCUGGGGUUUGAGGAGAAGGUACAAAAACUUGUGGAAAUGGGCUUCCCAGAAGCUUUGGUGAGGAGUACUCUGGAAAAAGUUAAUGGUGAUGAAAACAUGGCUCUUGAGAAGCUUUGCUCUGGCUAAUACUUGCCGCAGCUGCUUUUUGUCACCAAGAGUGAAAAUAUUAUAUCAAAGACCAGGGAUUCAUUAAAGCAUAAGCUUUUCUUAUCUAGUGUAGGUCUUUUCGUCCGAUAGGCUUUCCUUUAAAGGAACUUUGUGAAGUAACUGUGUCUAUCUGAAAUCAAGAAAUUUACUGGAAUUUACUACAUUAUACCUUGGAUCAACUAUAUGCUUGAUGAAAGGUGUAUAUGCUUAUUCUAUUUCAUUUACUUAUUUAUCAA